Messenger RNA from Argentina anserina (silverweed cinquefoil), 609 nucleotides. RefSeq lists its product as uncharacterized. NCBI's taxonomy places the organism in Eukaryota, Viridiplantae, Streptophyta, Magnoliopsida, Rosales, Rosaceae. The transcript is spliced from 2 exons. The record is from RefSeq and is a predicted model, not a curated record. The coding region runs from base 97 to 381 and encodes 94 amino acids.
GAUCAGACCAAAAAAAAAAUAGCAGAAGGAAAGGACACUUGAAAAAACCAAGAAAGUCGCUCCUCUGGCUCUGAGAGCGAAAGCAUAGAGAGGAAAAUGGCGUCUCCUACAGCAAGGAUCACAUUCCGCGUAGUAAUGUUAGCUCUGGCUCUUCUGGUCCUCUUCUACACGGGUCGUCCUCUCUACUGGAAAAUCUCAGCCACCAUCCACGAGAUCCGUGAAAACAGACAAACUGUUAAACAAGGUUUGUCGCAGAUUGUGCUGGAAGCCCAGAGAACUGUCGGGUGGUACCACGACGAGUCGGAUUCAGGUGCCCGCGAAGAUCGGGUCGGGAAGAAGGUUGCUACGACCCGGAGGCUGCUGUUCAGUCAGGUUUCAUGAAAGCCCUUUACUUCAAUCACUGCUUGAGGUCUCUAUGUGAUGAUGAUCAUGUCAGUUGUGACACUGUUGGGUUGUUGAAAUUUAGUGUUUUAAAUUAAUAUAUAUGAGAAAUGAAAUGCUUGUUCCUGGACCUUUUACCUGGUAGAAAGCUUAGUACAACUGCAAUGCUUGGAUACUGUAGUAAUCGUAAUGUUAUUGAUAUGUAGAAAUGCAAUGCGUGUUUUGUUA